ACAUGGCUCUAAUGCAGUGAAUAUGGAGGUUCCUUCCUACCUGUCCCGGCUCUUGUCUGAGCUGAACGAACAGCGUAAGAGGGACUUCUUCUGUGACUGCAGCAUCAUAGUAGAGGGACGCGUUUUUAAAGCCCAUCGUAAUAUUCUCUUCGCCAGCAGUGGCUAUUUUCGGGCGCUGCUGGUGCAUUACCUGCAGGACAAUGGUCAGAGACACAGCACGGCCUCCCUGGACAUCGUCACAGCCGAGGCCUUCUCCUUCAUCCUAGACUUUCUGUAUUCGGGUCGCCUGAGCCUGCGCAGCGACAACGUCAUCGAAAUAAUGUCAGCUGCGAGCUACUUACAGAUGACCGACGUGGUGAACUUUUGCAAGGGUUACAUCAAGUCAUCCCUGGAGAUCUGUAACAGGGAGAGGGAGAGACACAAGGACUUCAGUGGUAGGGAAAAUCCAGUUUCAGCCGCUAGUGUUCCUGUGGCGUCCACUUCAGAUGUCGACCAAAGGACCUGUCAGGUCACCGGGGCCCUCAGUCCUGACGAUGCCCCAACAGCUGCUGUCUGCAUGCCAGCAGCCACCAGUAGUAAAGACUCGGAAGGGGAGAACUCCCAAGGAGCUUUCCCCAACCAUCCUCCCAUGAAUGCUCCACUGAAGAUCAGUCCAGGCCCAGAUUUAGUCAACUCAUCCACCCCAGGAUUGCUUCUAGGUUUGGUGCAU
This is a messenger RNA of Puntigrus tetrazona (Sumatra barb), 709 nucleotides long. Its product is annotated as zinc finger and BTB domain-containing protein 8B-like. Gene Ontology annotation, molecular function: RNA polymerase II cis-regulatory region sequence-specific DNA binding; DNA-binding transcription factor activity, RNA polymerase II-specific; protein binding. The record is from RefSeq and is a predicted model, not a curated record. The annotation marks the transcript as partial. NCBI's taxonomy places the organism in Eukaryota, Metazoa, Chordata, Actinopteri, Cypriniformes, Cyprinidae. Gene Ontology annotation, biological process: regulation of transcription by RNA polymerase II. The transcript has a single exon.